Physella acuta is the source of this 545-nucleotide messenger RNA. RefSeq names its product geminin-like. Lineage: Eukaryota; Metazoa; Mollusca; Gastropoda; Physidae. The record is from RefSeq and is a predicted model, not a curated record. Gene Ontology annotation, biological process: regulation of DNA replication.
AUGAGCGUGAACAAUGAUGAAGUAUCAGAAACAUAUUGGAAAGAUUUAGCGGAGGAAAGGAGAAGAGGCCUAAAGGAAGCACUGGUCGAAAAUGAACGACUGACAAUAGAAGUAGAAAAGUUACGUGAGGAAAACACAAGACUGUCUGAAAUGGCACAAGAAGCUGAAGCUCUGAAGGAAUUACUCAAGGAUGUGAUAUCUGAUGAUGAAGAGGCAGAAAGUCCUGAGGAUACAGAAACACAGAUCCAAGAACUUGACCAAUCUGCACAAGAGCCAAAUCACAAUUCCACCAGUGUAAAGGACCAGCCUGACCUAUCAACCAACCGGAUGAAAUCUGAUGAUGAGAGCUCAUCUUCCUAAUACAGUUCUACUUUUAAACAAUGUCAAUGCAGUAUUUUAAAUGUCAGUCAAGUUUGUAUUUGUUAUUUUACUCAACUUUUCAAUGAAAUGUAAAAUGUUUGUUUAAUUGGAUACAAUCUUUCAUACAUUUGGACUGGGAUCAGUAAACACUUGAUUUCAUUUUUUAAAUUUACUUUUUUGUAAGA